Messenger RNA from Lactuca virosa, 666 nucleotides. NCBI's taxonomy places the organism in Eukaryota, Viridiplantae, Streptophyta, Magnoliopsida, Asterales, Asteraceae. The record is from the annotation of a GenBank genome assembly.
AUGAAAUCCGUGGAGAACCCGCUUGAAAUUUUACCCAAAAUUCGAUUUCGUAUCGUCUCAGCAUCAAAUUCAAACUUUUACAUUCAUUCAAAAUUUCUGGCAACAAACGCGUAUAAUGGGUAUCUAUAUAACUCAUACCAAAUUCACCCAAGAACAUCAAUCCCCCAAAUCAUAAGUUACUCGUUUAUUUCUCUUAAUCGAUCUAACUCAGAACAUAAACCCACUCACAAGAACUCCAGCAUCAUGACGAAUUCAAGUGAUUACAAACGCGUAUUCAAUCAUUUCGAUAGAGAUGGAAACGGUAUGAUCUCUCCAUCAGAGCUGCAACACUGCGUCGGAUUGAUCUGGAACGAAGAGAUUUUACUCGAAGAGGUUGAAGUUGUUGUUGAAUCGUCAAAUGGAAACAACGGAUAUUUAGGGUUUGAAGAUUUUGUUGAUUUAAUGGAAAGCACAAAAGAAGAUGAGAAGCUUGAGGACUUGAGGAAAGCCUUCAGAAUGUAUGAGAUGGAUGGAACGGAUUGCAUCACUCCCAAGAGCUUAAACAGGAUGCUGAAUCGACUCGGUGAGUCGAGAAGCGUGGAUGAGUGUGUGGGUAUGAUUAAUCGAUUUGAUCUCAAUGGUGAUGGAGUUCUCAACUUUGAUGAAUUCAAACAAAUGAUGCUUUGA